This is a messenger RNA of Paramacrobiotus metropolitanus, 1682 nucleotides long. RefSeq lists its product as uncharacterized. The record is from RefSeq and is a predicted model, not a curated record. The coding region runs from base 389 to 1477 and encodes 362 amino acids. Lineage: Eukaryota; Metazoa; Tardigrada; Eutardigrada; Parachela; Macrobiotidae. The transcript has 8 exons.
GUGUGCAAUAUUGGCACUGUGGAUGGUGCAGGAUAAUUUAAAGUAAUCUUGUUACCUGCUUCCUUAAAAUAAGGCGUAGCGGACAAUCGUCUUCGUUUCUCCGUAAAAACCGCCCGGAUCCUGUUUCGUGACCUUGGCUAUUUUAUUCGGGCAGGGCACAAGCAUUUUCUUCGCCCUGUCUCUGCUAUCAUGUCAGCAGUUUUCUCCAGUUAUCAGUUUCUAAAGCGCGUUUAAACGCGGUUUGAAGUUGUUCUUGACUCUGAAGGCCAUCUCGUCCGUAAAAGAGUAUAAAGAGACGCAACGCCUAAACGUCUCACGGUAACGGCUAAUCGACCUCCGAUAACUUUCAUCAGCACACUGGGAACCCAGGAUAGCGGAUAGCGGCACCAUGACCGGCGCGAAUAUUAACGAACCGCCACUGCAUCGUUCAGCCGAAACAGCCCAGUCAAGGAGCGGCGGACAUGAAGCGAUCCAGGCACUGGAUGAACAGUAUCAGCGCUUAAGGACCAUGUUGGCAGAGGACAAACGACUCGCCGCACAGGCCGGGACGCUGCAUCAGCAAAUAGUGGAACGCGACGCUGUCAUCGCGGAACUGCAGGCCACGGUGGGCAGUCUGCGCGCGGAGAUGGCCGCCAAGAACCAGCUGAUUGGCGACCAGCAGUUCCGUAAUAUGAAUCUGGAGACCCGCUUAGCGGAGGAGACGGCGCGCAGUGCUAAGCUCCUGCACUUCAACGCCACCGUGCAAGCGCUCUUCGCCAAACACCCGGAUGCGGUCGGACCAACGCAGAUGCCGGCGGCCGCUCCAUUUCCGCGUAUUGCCGCUGCUGGACAGCAUCCCGUGGCGGGUGUCGAUGGCGCAGCGGAGCUGGUGCCUGCAUUGCCCGCUCCAGUGCCACCGCUUCCGCUUGGAACGAUCGCCGAUCACGUGGAAACCAACAAGCAGCCGACGGCCGCCCCGCUGCUGCCCGUAGGCGGCGCCAUUCCUUUCUCGGGUGACGCGCGCGUGGCCCCGCCUCCUGCCCUCCCCACUGGGCAGUCCGCACAGCUCCCCGGAGCCCCGCACGUCCUCCUUGGUCAACUCAGUUCCGAUGUCCAUCCGUCCAUCGUGUACACGAAAUUCCAUCGCAACUCGACGGCAGCAGCCACGAACCGGGUCUCCGCGGGAACCAGCGGUUCCGUGACUGGCGCUACGGUGCCCCAUCGGGUGGAGGGCCAGCGUUCACGGACGGCGCAGGGCGUGCCGGCGAAACGCAGACGGCAGAUCUCGUUGCCGCCGGUAUUCCGCUGCAAAGUCUGCUUAGUGCCGCAUGCCAGUGCCGCGGCGCUGCAGUGGCAUGCGUGUCCGCGGCAGCCGCGCAUGGAUCUGUUUCCGUGCGGGGUGGAUGGCUGCGAGAAGACCUUGCGUAGCGCUGCCGGCAAGAAACGCCAUGUUACCAGAAUUCACAGCGGCAAGGUGCGACCGGAAUCCAUUAAAUGAUGGCUGCAUUUCGAUGCUGUUAACCAGGGAUGCUACUAAUCAUUAUGUCUUCUCUCUUAUUGUGUGAAGUAAAUCUUUUCUAUCCAUGACAUUGUUGUGUUCCCGUGUAUCUGCUUUGUUGUACCAGUACUUAGCAACGCAUUGAGUGCUGGUUGUAUUGAUGGCUGUUUUUGCUCAGGUCUCAUACUGGCUAGCUACCAUUUAC